Molecule: messenger RNA, 2881 nt
Organism: Macadamia integrifolia
Lineage: Eukaryota; Viridiplantae; Streptophyta; Magnoliopsida; Proteales; Proteaceae
Product: probable linoleate 9S-lipoxygenase 5
Exons: 9
Coding region: 117-2705 (862 amino acids)
Biological process (GO): lipid oxidation
Molecular function (GO): metal ion binding; protein binding; oxidoreductase activity, acting on single donors with incorporation of molecular oxygen, incorporation of two atoms of oxygen
Source: RefSeq, a predicted model, not a curated record
UAUAUAUUCGUCCAUCAACCACCCAUAAUUCCCAGUUCACUUUCACAAUCAACGAAACCUUCUCUCUCUCUCUCUCCUGCUGAUCCUCUUGUGUUAGCGUUUGUAAGGCGAGAUAUAUGUGGAACAAAUUGCACGGCGAUACGGGUGAGAAGAAGAUGAAGAUCAAAGGAUCCGUUGUGUUGAUGAAGAAGAAUGUUUUGGACUUUAACGACUUACACGCCUCGAUGCUUGACCGUGUUCAUGAGUUCUUCGGCAAAGGAGUUUCUCUGCAGCUCAUCAGUUCUGUUAAUGGCGACCACGAGAAGGAAAUGAGGGGAAAGGUUGGAAAACCUGCAUUCUUGGAGGAAUGGAUCACAAAAAUUACCCCAUUGAUCGCUGGUGCAUCUACUUACAGUGUAACAUUUGAGUGUGAUAAUGAGGGCAUGGGAAUACCAGGAGCUUUCAUAAUCAAGAAUAUGCACCACAGCGAGUUUUACCUCAAUUCUCUCACACUUGAAGAUGUUCCUGGAAAGGGUCGUGUCCACUUUGUCUGCAAUUCUUGGGUUUACCCAGCUCACCGUUACAAAUAUGAUCGUGUUUUCUUCACUAACACGAGCUUCCUACCAAGUGAGACACCUGAGCCUCUACGUAAGUACAGGGAAGAAGAGCUUGUGAAUCUAAGAGGAGAUGGAACAGGAGAGCUCAAGGAAUGGGAUCGAGUCUAUGACUAUGCUUUCUACAACGAUCUUGGGAACCCUGAUAAGGGAACUGAACAUGCACGCCCUGUCCUUGGUGGUUCAACUCAAUACCCUUACCCACGCAGGGGAAGAACUGGUCGAAAACCCACAAACACAGAUCCUAACACUGAGAGCAGAUUGCCACUUGCAUUGAGUUUGAACAUUUAUGUUCCAAGAGAUGAACGGUUUGGUCACUUAAAGUUGUCAGAUUCCUUUAUAUAUGCAUUGAAAUCCUUAGUUCAGUUUCUGCUUCCAGAACUAAAAGCUUUCUGUGAUAGCACCCCUAAUGAGUUUGACACAUUUCAAGAUGUAUUUGAACUCUAUGAGGGAGGGAUCCAACUCCCUAAUAACCCUACAGUAAACAAAGGGGACACAAUCCCCUUGGAGCUGCUAAAGGAACCUGUUCGCUCAGAUGAUGAAGGGCUCCUCAAAUUCCCUAUGCCCCAAGUGAUCAAAGAGGAUAAGUUUGCUUGGAGAACAGAUGAAGAGUUUGCACGCGAAAUGCUUGCUGGAUUGAACCCUGUUUGCAUCUGCCGUCUUGAAGAGUUUCCUCCCAUCAGCAAACUUGAUCCCAAUGUAUAUGGCAACCAGACCAGUUCAAUAACUACAGAGCACAUUGAGGAGAACCUAAAUGGCCUAACAGUAGAUGAGGCCAUUGAGGACAACAAGCUCUUCAUAUUGGAUCAUCAUGAUACAGUGAUGCCAUACCUAAGGGGUAUAAACACCACUUCCACAAAGACCUAUGCAACCAGAACACUCCUCUUAUUGAAAGAAGAUGGGACCUUGAAGCCACUGGCAAUUGAGUUGAGUCGACCACAUCCAGAUGGUGAUGAAUAUGGUGCAAUCAGUAAGGUCUUCACCCCUGCUGAAGAAGGUGUUGAAGCCUCAGUGUGGCAACUGGCUAAAGCUUAUGCAGCUGUGAAUGACUCUGGUAUUCACCAGCUUAUCAGUCACUGGUUACAUACACAUGCGGCAAUUGAGCCAUUUGUGAUUGCGAUGAAUAGACAAUUGAGUGUUCUUCAUCCAAUCCAUAAGCUUUUACAGCCUCACUUUCGAGAUACCAUGAACAUUAAUGCCUUAGCUCGGCAAAUCCUUACCAAUGCUGGUGGAGUGUUGGAAAAUACGGUUUUCCCAGCGAAAUUUUCAAUGGAAUUGUCUGCUAUGGUUUACAAGAGCUGGGUUUUCCCUGAGCAGUCACUACCUGCAGAUCUCAUUAAGAGGGGAUUGGCAAUUCCAGAUUCAAACAGUCCUCAUGGCCUCCGCCUGUUAAUUGAGGACUACCCUUAUGCUGUUGAUGGCCUUGAAAUCUGGUCAGCAAUUGAAGCAUGGGUCCAUGAAUAUUGCUCUUUCUACUACCCCAAGGAUGAGAUGGUCCAAAGUGACUCUGAACUCCAGUCUUGGUGGGCAGAGCUCCGUGAUGUAGGCCAUGGUGACAAGAAGGAUGAGCCAUGGUGGCCCAAGAUGCAAACACUCGUUGAGCUAACUCAGACAUGCACCACCAUCAUAUGGAUAGCUUCAGCCCUCCACGCAGCUGUUAAUUUUGGACAGUACCCUUAUGCAGGUUUCCUCCCAAACCGCCCAAGCAUAAGCCGUCGCUUCAUGCCUGAACCAGGUACUCCUGAGUAUGCUGAGCUUGAAUCUGACCCUGAUGCAGUGUACCUGAAAACAAUAACUAGCCAGCUCCAAACCCUCCUAGGUAUAUCCCUUAUUGAGAUUUUGUCCAAGCAUUCUUCUGACGAGGUCUAUCUUGGACAAAGAAGCACUCCAGAGUGGACAUCAGAUGCAGAACCAUUGAAAGCUUUUGAAGGAUUUGGAAAGAGGCUAGUACAGAUUGAAAAUAGGAUUAUAGAGAUGAACAAUGACAAAAGAUGGAGGAAUCGAAUAGGGCCUGUCAAGAUGCCAUACACCUUGCUCUAUCCAGACACUUCCAACCAUUCUGGUGUGGGUGGGCUAACUGGAAGAGGAAUACCCAAUAGUGUCUCAAUCUAAGGCUGAAUUAGUUGUUAUAGUUCCAAAAGUAGUAGUCUUUUAGCAGUCACAGUUUUUUUAGUUCAAGAGGGUUGAAUGGAUCAUAUGUGACAUGGUAAAGAGUAGCUUAUAUGUAGAUUUAUAUACAUAAAAGCUGUAACCUUCUGUGUGUUUCAAAUAAAUCCUAAUUCCAUGCA